Molecule: messenger RNA, 465 nt
Organism: Cynocephalus volans (Philippine flying lemur)
Lineage: Eukaryota; Metazoa; Chordata; Mammalia; Dermoptera; Cynocephalidae
Gene: AARD
Product: alanine and arginine rich domain containing protein
Exons: 2
Coding region: 1-465 (154 amino acids)
Source: RefSeq, a predicted model, not a curated record
AUGGGCCCGGGGGACUCGGGCCGCGGCAGAGAGAGAACUUCCCGGGGGCCCCCCGGAGGCCCAGGCAGAGCCGGGCUUUGGCUCCCGGUCCCUCGCCCCGCGCUCGGCUCCCCCCGGGGCGGCAGGGGCACGGACGUCGCGGCGGAGGCCUCGGCCACCAGCCAGCUGCUGGAGGACAUGGGCCGGCGGCUGGUGCGCGCCCUCCAGCGGGCGGUGCCGCGCGGGGGCUCGAGGCGCGCGCGGGAGGCGGCGGCGGCGGCGCGGGAGGAGCAGGGCCGGACGCGCGUCGAGGGCGUCCUGGCCGGGCUGCGCUCGGAGCUGCUGGAAAUGCAUUUGCAAAACCGCCAGCUGGCCAGAACAUUACUGGAUUUAAACAUGAAAAUGCAGCAAUUGAAGGAGGAGUAUGAACAGGAAAUGGUAUCAGAAUCUCAAAGGCCGGAGGAUAAUGCUUUGAAUCCAAAAUAA